AUGUUGCCAAAAUAUGCUGCUGCUACUACUACUGUUGUCUCACUCACCACCAACCAACAUCAACAGCAGCAGCACGACAGUUUUUAUCAGCAGAUGUCAACAUACAUGAUAGGCGUUGCCGGCAACGAGACGGACCGGCGCGUUGGGACACAUUUCCUGUGGUUUCUACCAUUUAUCAAACUACGAAGACAGCCAAUCUGUAUAAUCUUACUUUUGGAUCCUUCACCGAUCAGCGAAUCACAUUCGCUUUCUGUCCUUCUGAACAAAAUGCUGACCAAUGGUCAUGGGCCAACAGCGCCCGCAUCCCUACUGCCAUCCUCGUCAUCAGCAACAUCAAUUGCCGACUCUGUCGGUACUGGAACAGGAGAUACUGGGGCGAAUUUACAGCAAGCAUUCCUGCAAAGCUUACUGGCAGCAGCAGUAGCGACGCCAUCUUUCCCUGCUUCCGGAUUCUUCGACGCCAACAGUGUACCCAGAGCGCCAACCAACGACCUCCCGCCGAUUGCCGCGGCCAGCAAUGAUAUGUUCAGUGCUUAUAUGUAUUUCCUCGCAAACAGCCAACAAACACGGGAAGCUUUCGGGCAACUCCACAAUGAAUUUAGGCAGGACAGAGCUAACGCGCCGAACAAUCAGCGACUGCAACGCGGAACACAAGAAAAGAAACGAGUAAGCAUUAUUUUUGCAAGCAUUUUAAGAUACAUGAUGAGUUCACACACACUCAUGGACUAA
Gongylonema pulchrum is the source of this 729-nucleotide messenger RNA. NCBI's taxonomy places the organism in Eukaryota, Metazoa, Nematoda, Chromadorea, Rhabditida, Gongylonematidae. The record is from the annotation of a GenBank genome assembly.